CUUAAUCCCGUAACAUCUGACAUUUAAAUGGCUCGGGCUUAAAUAGUUUCUUUUGUGACAUUUUCAAGAUAUAAUGUUAAAAUAAACCCGAGAGCUGCAUCCUGCAGAGCUGUUUUAACCGCGCUCUCGGUGACUGACCAAAACGCGUCCCGUUUUACGCGACUUCACCCACAGAAACUGAGAGGUGCCAUCAGCUGGCGGUGACACGGACACACCGCUCACCACUCCUCGCCCUCAUCCCUCCCUUCAAACCCUCUCACUGCCAUCUCCCGACAUCAGCCGAAUGAGGGGACUGGGGAAGGAAAACCAAGUGAGUGAAAGAAAGAAAUAAGCAGGGAGCGGUGCUCCAUGGUCACUCGCCCAUUGGAAGCUCGAGAGCGCAUUUUGGAUUCGACUUUUUCUUGGAGGGGACUUGAGAGAAAGAAGAAACAAGCGUUUGUUGGUGUGCCAAAGGCGAACAGCCAUGCACCUGAAUCGGGAAGACGAGGACGGAAAAGGUUCUUUGUCUCUGAGUGUGUUCCUGGUAUCGGUGGGUUUAACGGUGUGUGUCGUGUGGCUGGUGGCACUAUGCGGGGUCUGUGGAUGGUGCCAGCGCAAACUGGGGAUGAGGAAUAAGCCAGGGGUGGAGACAGCGGGGACCCCAGACUCGGUGUCUGUUUCUGGGAGAGGACGAGGAGAAAAUAAAGCCAUCAAUGAACUCGACAGGGACUUUUGGAAUAACAACGACAGCAGCAAUGUGCAGCAGCGCUGGAGCUCUUAUCCGCCCAAGGAGUUCAUCCUCAACAUGUCCCCCUACGCCCCCUAUGGAGACCCUCGCCUCACGCCCAACGGAUCGCUGGAGAAGGGGGAGGUGGGUGGGGGGGCGGUGGGGGGUCCCAGUCGCAGUGACAGCUCCAUAGGCGCAGGGACCAGCAAGUCCGGGAGGUGGCACACUGUCCAGAGCCACCUGCACUCCGGCAGCUUGAGACCCAGCAAUUUUGGGGACCCCUCUCUUUCCACCACCUCCACCUUGGAGCAUAUCCCGUCCUCAGCAGCCCGCCCCAGGCCCCUGGUCAGGCAGCAAAGCCUCCAGCAGCCCCUUACCCACCAGCCCCCGCCAGGCCCCAACGACCCCCCAGCCACCUCCCAGAGUCUGGGCCAAUUGCACACUGGACCUGGGGGUGGGGGCCACCGGGGGGGCCCGCGGGGGGUGCGUGGUAGCCCGGCUGGGGCAGGGGCGUCCCGCUACAGGUCGGGUGGAGGGGCACGAUCACGUUCCAACCCUGGAAGCUGGGAUCACAUGGUGGGACAGAUCCGGAACAGAGGCAUGGAUGUCAAGUCAUUCCUAGAGGGGAAGAUGGUCGUUCUGUCCCUCGCGAUCGGAUUGGCCGAACAAGAUGACUUUGCCAACCUUCCAGAUCUACAGGAGGUGCCAGCCAACAAAGAAACCCCUCCCACCGACAAAAGAUCUAAUAAACCCGGCAGCAGCCCUAAAGGUCAGACCCCAGACGAGAGCAGCCGCCGGACAGACGCUAACUCCUCCGUCUCAGACCUGGCCAACUCCGUCACCAGUGAUAUGCUGAUGUUGUCCCCAGGCUCUGAGGAAGAGGAACACGAAGGACCCGUGUGCGAGAAGCUGGGACGCAUCCAGUUCAGCGUGGGAUACAACUUUCAGGACUCCACACUGACAGUGAAAAUCCUGAAGGGUCAGGAUCUACCUGCGAAAGAUUUCUCCGGCACUUCAGAUCCAUUUGUCAAACUCUACCUUCUGCCAGACAAGAAGCACAAACUUGAGACCAAGGUCAAAAGAAAGAACCUCAACCCUCACUGGAACGAGACCUUCCUGUUUGAAGGGUUCCCAUUUGAGAAGGUGGUCCAGCGCACGCUCUACCUGCAAGUGCUAGAUUAUGACCGCUUUAGCAGGAAUGACCCUAUAGGGGAGGUGUCCAUCCCCCUGAACAAGAUCGAUCUGGCCCACGUGCAGACCUUCUGGAAGGAGCUGAAACCCUGCAGCGAUGGCAGUGGGAGUCGAGGAGACCUGCUCGUGUCUCUGUGUUACAAUCCCACUGCCAACACCAUCACUGUGAGCAUCAUCAAGGCACGCAAUCUCAAAGCCAUGGACAUCGGGGGAACAUCUGACCCCUACGUCAAAGUGUGGCUGAUGAACAAAGAUAAACGAGUGGAGAAGAAGAAGACGGUGGUGAUGAAGAGGUGUUUGAACCCCGUGUUUAAUGAGUCCUUCCCCUUUGAUGUCCCCACUCACGUCCUCAGAGAGACCACCAUCAUCAUCACAGUCAUGGAUAAGGACAGACUGAGCCGCAAUGAUGUCAUAGGCAAGAUCUAUCUCUCAUGGAAGAGUGGCCCAGCAGAGGUAAAGCAUUGGAAGGACAUGAUGAGUCAUCCGCGCACUGCCGUUGCCCAAUGGCACGCUCUCAAAGCUUGAAGGACACGCCCACCAAAAUUUGUUUAUGGAGACCCUUCCUUUAUUCACUGCUUUUAUUUUUCCCACCAAAAAGAGGCUAAGCACUGCCAAGAAGCCUGGGGGAGAAACUGAGAGAUGUAAACAGACUCGUCUUCCUUGAGAAAAAAGUUUGACAACUCAACUGUUCUCUGGUCAGCUGAACAGGGUGACUUCUAGCAUCGCUGAACUUGAAACGGCUGAAAACAAUCUCCCGAACAGACCCUUCUAUUGCCAUGUUUGUGUCUCACCCCCCUCGCCGCCGUCCCUCUGACCAUACGGAAAGAUCCAGAAGGAUCGCAACCACAGUGCAAUACUUAGUUGAAGGAGGGAUGAACUUGUUGUGUGUUGGACGUCGUCACCUCUUGAUGUUUUUCUCGGAACAGUGUAGAAAUUCGCUGGAACUCUUCGUUGUCUGUAUGUACUGUAGGUGCUGUUAUGUGACGGAAAAAAGAGGUCUUGUUUAAAAAAAAAAAACUCACUUUAAUUGACUGGAUCAGUUCAAGUGUGUUGGGGAAAUACAUUUGAACCAUUUUAGAACAUUUCAACAAAUAGGGACAAAAAACUGAGAAUCUACGCAAGUACAUAAAUGCAAACAUUUCUAGCCAUGUUAGCUUGAUUUAAAUGUGUUGCUUAUUGAAUGCUUCAGGCCUUGUUUCCACCUGGUAUUAAGAUGCUUGUCAAUGAUGUAAUCACAAGUGGUCAGUCAAGAUGCAUUAUAGUUUACUCCUGCAUUUAAAUGUAUUUCUUAUGAUAACUUGAUAUCUAUGAUAACCCUUUUUAUUUUGUAACUUGCUACAUUAGUUUCGCCGAAGUGCUGCGAAUGACAAUGUAAAUGGUAACAGAUUUUGAUCGUAAUCUAUGUGUUUAGGCAUUGCAAAAUUUGCAUUGAUUGCAUUCGACUAUACACCAGCGUUAUUAUAGUUAACUAAAACUGAAUUAAAACUAAAACCAUAAGAACAGUUUUGUGUCUUGAAAUAAAAUAAACAUUAAUUGAAAUAAAAUUGUAUGUAUGUGUAUGUACGUAUAUAUAUAUACCUUUUUACUUUAACUACUUACUAGUUAACAAGAUUAAUUUUAACCAGAUAUGUAUAUAGACUAAAAAUGACAAAAACACACCAAAAUUACUAAACUAAAAUGAAAACAAAAAAUAUAUUAAUAAAAACGGACUCAAAAUAUUAAUCAAAUCUAUGAAAGUCAUGAUGAAAGCAAUCCUAUUAAAUGCUUUUUCUACUAAGUUGAAAUUGUUAAAAACGAUUAAUGUUAAAUUUAAAUAUUUAUUAAAUCACAAAAUGCAUGUCAUUUUAUUAUAUUUAUUUUUAUUGUAAUAAUCAAAACUGAAAGAUGUUUUUGCCUCAUUAUUCCAUUCCACAAAUGUUUGUCUUGAAACCGUGUGAUUUAUUAUUAUUUUUCAUAUUAAUGUUAUUUAAAAUAUAAUAUAUUUACUAUAUUUUUAGAAUAAUAAUAAAAAUGAAAGAUGAUGUCAGUAGACUUUAACUCACAGUAUACUGAACCCAAAAUAUCAAAUGGUUUUUAAUUGGCUGUGAUUGUGUUUCGUCGCUUUGCAUUUUCACUGUCUAUGAAGAGAAGUUGAAGCUCAUCUAGUUGUUAUUGAAAGUGGAAAAGCUCGAAAUAUUGUAGAUUCCAUUUACAAUACUGUUUAGCAUCAUCCAAUUGUGUUAGGUCAACUAAAAUGCAUCUUAACACCAAGUGUAAACAGUUACUCAGUAACACAAUGCAAAAACACGCUGAAUUCUUAAUGUUACAACAAGAGGCAUUAUGGUCAGUUUCCUGAUUCACUUGCGGUUUAUUGAUGCAAACGUCUAAUGUUUAUUACUGCUACAGAACCCAGCAUUAGUAUAUAUAUCAGAGCGUCGUGCUUGCAGUGCUUUGGCCAAAGCAUUUUGUGUACUUGCGUAGAGUACUAUACUGAUUCUUCUUUCAAAGCGAAGCGUGAUGGACAAGAUAGGAGUGAGUGUUUGAAGCCUGUGUGUCAGCAGAUAGAAGCAGAACCACAGAAAUCCUUUUAUCUAAACUAACAUUCCUCAUGUAACGUACACAUCUUGCAGAGGAUUGCAUCAACCUUUUAACCAGUAUGCAAUGACACUGCCAAUGUGAGUUAAACGCUGCCAAAAUGCACUUCAUUUCUUUUCAUUUUCAAAAGGGCUGAAGACGUUCUUAGUGUCCCUCCCAAACAAGAUGUGCAAUUUAGAAGUUAAUCUAAAGAAAAAGAGCAGAAGCAGGAAACUAUAACGCAAGUCAUGUGAUUGUUUGUGCGUCUUCGGCUUAGUGUGUGUGUUUAUAUGUGUCUGUAUUUGUAUGUGUGUGAUGAGGAUUUGGAUUACUGUGGUCACUCGAUUGAUUCUUUAUUGUGCUCAUGCUGCCUUCGAGCCUUCCUGCAAAGUUUGAGAAAUACAGCAUGAUUUUAGUUGAAGUAAAAUAGUUUUUGCAAAACAUUAAAAUACAAAUACCUAGGUUUCCACACAUCAACACAUUUUUUUAUUGAAAUUUGGGGUACUACAUUAAAUUCUUGAAUGAAAACAGCAAGAAAAUGGCUUUAAAAGAAUACAAGCUUGAGGAGGAUACAUUUUUUAUGGUAAAAUUAUGGAAAUUACUAACAUUUGCAAAAUAAAUAAGAUCCACAUCAGAAAAUUAAUCUAAUAUUCAUUUAAUUAAUUUUGUGUAACAGUAUAUAUAAUUCAUUUUUAAUAUGCACACCACUAUUGUAUUGUAUACUGCAUAUGUAUAUACUAUAUAUCUAUACAUAUAGAGGGUACGUUUUAUUAAUUUUUAUGAAUCAUAAAAUGUAUUACAUUAAAAAAAAACAAAAUAAUCUAAUAUGAAUAUUGCAACAACAAAAAGAACAUUUUUUUCACAAUUAUUGCAAUAUACACAAUUUUUUUAUUAUUAUUGCACAAGAAACUGUAUAUUAAUGCUUUAGAGCAGGGUUUCACAAAAUAGAGUUAGGAAGUUAAUGAAAAGCUAAUAAUUCAUUAAAUGUCAAAUUAAAUUAUAUACAAAUUAAAAAUAUAUAUAUAGAGAGAGAGAGAGAGAGAGAGAGAGAUAGGUAUUUGUUUAGCUGUCCAUCAUGUGACCAUCCUAUAUCUCAAAACCGUGACCAUUUGAAUAUAUAUAUUUCAGUUACAGAUUAUUUAAAUGUUUUCUCCUAAAGUCUCAGGGGUUUUUAAGAACAAAUUUUAGGUCAGAGAUGUUCAGCUUCCAAACAUUUUUUCUAAUGUUCCUGCAUUAGAGAAUUGUGGGGAAUGUAAUUAAGUUGCACAAACCUGUCAGCUUAUAAAACGGUUAAAUUAGUAUUAUUUUAUAAUAAGCUUUUUUGGUUAUUCUUCAUGAACAGUACACAAAAUGCGUACAAACUGAAUUGUACCAUCAACAUUCAUAAUUAGAGCUUAUUAUGAUAGCAAUUAGCUUCUGGCAGAAUUCUUGAAUCAACAUGCCCUCAACUCGCAAAGUCUGUGCUCAAUGAAAAUAAUUACGCUAAUUGCGACAUUGCGAUGCUGUUCAUAUGGUCUCAUCUGGUAAACACGAUCAUUCCGGCAUGACUUGAAGGCAGCAUUAGCCUGGUGCUGGGGUUGGGACAAUAUGAGUUAUAAACGGCAGGUCUGCAGGAUAUAAUAGCAAUACUCUCACAUUUUGCUUUUCGAAUAACAUUUUGUAUGCUGCAAUUGCUUGCGAUUUCUGUCGCCUCCUAAUGUGCUACUUACGUAACAGAGAAAAGGCAGAUAUAUAGAAAGGGAAGAAUUCAAAUUGUUAUCAUGUCAACAGUUAAAUUAGGAAUAUUACACUAUAAUAUACUUAUUAUGACAGACAACAUCUUACUUGAAAACAUAAGGCAAUGUACUGUAGACAAGCAAUAUUUCAUGUAAGGGUAAACUUCAGGGUUAGGACAUCAGUUCAUACAAACACACACGCAGUGCUUCAGGAAGUGAAACAUCCAUCACCUUUCUCCCCUCCAUAUGCCUGUGCUCUCAGUGUCAGAGCCGACGUUAGACGUGAAUAUCACUGCCAGAUGUUUCUCGCAGCCUGUCCUUCCCCCGACUAACACCCUGUGACAGACGCGUCCUCAAAGACAAUGUGAGAGCAAGACCUAAAAAAUAAUAUUCAAGCACUUCAGAAAAACUUUGUAUACUGUGUUUCUCAGUCGAUGAAAUUGGGGUCAAAGAAGUAGCUAAAGUGAAAACAGAAGAUGGAUGAAAGUGAGCGUGGAUUCGUUCAUUUAAGCAGGACUGUCGCUUGAAUUCAUGGUUACGUUUGUGACUCGAUAAAGCAUCAAAUGAUAAA
Molecule: messenger RNA, 6736 nt
Organism: Carassius auratus (goldfish)
Lineage: Eukaryota; Metazoa; Chordata; Actinopteri; Cypriniformes; Cyprinidae
Product: synaptotagmin-7
Exons: 14
Coding region: 464-2422 (652 amino acids)
Biological process (GO): calcium ion-regulated exocytosis of neurotransmitter; vesicle fusion
Cellular component (GO): plasma membrane; synaptic vesicle; synapse
Molecular function (GO): calcium ion binding; clathrin binding; SNARE binding
Source: RefSeq, a predicted model, not a curated record